GUUAAUUUAAUUAAUUAUAUUUUUUCAGGAAACAAUGCAAAUGAAUCUACCCAGUUUCAUCACGAAAGUACAAUCUGUCGAUCCCGCGGAGAAAGAUGAAACUACGAGUAAUCCUGGAUCAUCAGGUUCACAGGAUAGUGGAAUAGAAAGUAUUGGAAGUUGUACAGAGCCUGCAAAUGCUGUUGGAGAAAUGUUGGCAACUAAAGAGGCAUCAAGUAGUAACAGCAAAUCCACGGAUGACGCGAGGAUGUGUAAAAUUUGUUAUAAUGCAGAAUUGGGAGUAGUAUUUUUACCAUGUGGACAUAUGGUUGCUUGUGUUAAAUGUGCUCCUGGCAUGACGACUUGUGCAGUAUGCAGAAAACCUGUCAGUAUGACCGUGCGGGCCUUCCUCUCAUAGUAUUCCACAGCUUGUGAUAGACAAUAGAAUACACUCGAUCUUACACUAUAAUACAUCGAAUGACUGAUAGUCAUAACGACAUCGUAAUAAAUGACAUGACUCAUGCAUAUAUCAGUCUGCGGGUACAAGCUGUAAAAAUUCUACUCCAAGUUUUGAAAGAUUUCCUGUUGGAAAUAUACAAACCUUAGAACAUAUACUACAUGGAGGAAGCACGUCUAGUGGAAAAGUGUAGACAACGGUGAGAGAGAGCAAUAGUUUGGGUACCCUACGGCCGAUAUUCAGAGUCGUUGCUUAUUCUUAAUAUCGUCUUAAGCGUUUGUUUAAGUCCUUGUUUUCUGUACAAGACAGGGACUGGAAAUAUGGGAUGGACAGGGAUAGCAAAUGCUUGGACGAUCUUAAGAAUAAGCAACGACUCUGAAUACCGCCCUAACAGUAGAGACGCAGGCGCGUCAACUAAUCGUGUUUGCGCGAGAGAAAAAGAUAGUACCCGAAUUAUUUCUUUCUUUCUCUGGUGUGCUUCCUGAGGAAUGCGUACUAGUAAAUGAUAAAUAGUAUAUGCUCUAAGCUACAAACAGCGAAAUUAAGUCGUUCUUCAGCAAAACUGAUGUUUGAUAGUAAUCAAAUAACUUGUUAUUUUUAAAUUUACAUAAAAAUGAUUAAGAAUAAAAUGG
Ceratina calcarata is the source of this 1068-nucleotide messenger RNA. RefSeq names its product death-associated inhibitor of apoptosis 1. Gene Ontology annotation, molecular function: ubiquitin protein ligase activity. Gene Ontology annotation, biological process: cell cycle; protein ubiquitination. The transcript has a single exon. NCBI's taxonomy places the organism in Eukaryota, Metazoa, Arthropoda, Insecta, Hymenoptera, Apidae. The record is from RefSeq and is a predicted model, not a curated record. The coding region runs from base 35 to 397 and encodes 120 amino acids.